AUGGGAACAACCAAGCAAAACAAAAGCCAUCCUAAAUCCACAAAGCAGUACUUCUUACUGGAGGAAAGAGACAGGCUGAAGAACUCGGCUGGUGGGGUCCAAGGUGGCAGUGCUAAUGCCAUUGCAUCCAACAGAGGAAUAAGCCAGGCCAGCCAGAGCAGUGACAAAGGUGCCUUUUCUGCCUCACAAGAUGACAAGCAGGAGACCAGCCACCUCAAGGGUGUGCAUGGCCACAGUGGGUCCUCACACAGCACGGGGAAUAAACAGGAGGGACUGGAGCUCUGCGUGCAGUCACAGGGCCAUGAUCUCAUUGCAGUCACAGGCUUUUCAGGAAAGACAGGCCAGCAAGACGAGGUGGGGGAGCUGCUCUUUAUGCCACCUGAUGAGAAAGAAGUCAAUGAGUCCUUCUACAGCCAGCUAGAAGUACCCUCACAAUUGCAGGCCCUGGUUCUCGUGGGUGACUUCAACCCCCCUGAUAUUUGCCUGAAAAGCAAGAUGGCGAGGCACACACCAUCCAGGAGGCUCCUGCAGAGCAUUGAGGAUAACUUUUUGACACAGGUUGUGGAGUACCCCGAGUACUUGGACCUUCGCCCGUACACGUCUCACGCGGCUGGGGAGCCCCUCCUCUACUCCUUAUAUGCUGUCGUGGUUGUGGAGUACCCCGAGUACUUGGAUCUUCGCCCGUACAUGUCUCACGCAGCUGGGGAGCCCCUCCUCUACUCCUUAUAUGCUGUCGUGGUUGUGGAGUACCCCGAGUACUUGGAUCUUCGCCCGUACAUGUCUCACGCAGCUGGGGAGCCCCUCCUCUACUCCUUAUAUGCUGUCGUGGUUGUGGAGUACCCCGAGUACUUGGAUCUUCGCCCGUACAUGUCUCACGCAGCUGGGGAGCCCCUCCUCUACUCCUUAUAUGCUGUCGUGGUUGUGGAGUACCCCGAGUACUUGGACCUUCGCCCGUACAUGUCUCACGCGGCUGGGGAGCCCCUCCUCUACUCCUUAUAUGCUGUCGUGGUUGUGGAGUACCCCGAGUACUUGGACCUUCGCCCGUACACGUCUCACGCGGCUGGGGAGCCCCUCCUCUACUCCUUAUAUGCUGUCGUGGUUGUGGAGUACCCCGAGUACUUGGACCUUCGCCCGUACACGUCUCACGCGGCUGGGGAGCCCCUCCUCUACUCCUUAUAUGCUGUCGUGACAAAUUUGAAGGAGUGUGUCUCUGUCUUUUUGCAUAGGAAACAGCUGAAAAGCACUUCUAAGUAUAUUUAUCAGACUCUGUUUGUAAAUGGGGAGAACAGCGAUGUCAAAAUUUGUGCUCUGGGAGAGGAGUGGAACUUGCAUAAGAUCUAUUUGUGCCAGUCAGGCUACUUUUCCAGUAUGUUCAGUGGAGCUUGGAAAGAAUCUAGCAUGAACAUCAUAGAGUUGGAGAUUCCUGACCCAAACAUUGAUACAGAAGCUCUACAGGUGGCUUUUGGCUCGCUGUACAGAGAUGAUGUAUUAAUAAAACCCAGUCGAGUAGUUGCCCUUUUAGCAGCAGCCUGCAUGCUGCAGCUUGAUGACUUAAUCCAGCAAUGUGGUGAAACAAUGAAGGAAACCAUUAAUGCAGAAACUGUGUGUGGUUAUUACAAUUCAGCAGCAACAUAUGGGUUAGACUCUGUGAAGAAAAAGUGCCUGGAAUGGCUCUUGAAUAACCUGAUGCCUCACCAGAGUGUGGCGCUCUUCAAAGACCUCAGCAUAAACCUCAUGAAACAGCUGAUUAGUUCUUCUGACCUACUUGUAGUGCAAGUGGAAAUGGAUGUGUACACCGCUCUCAAAAAGUGGAUGUUCCUCCAGCUAGUGCCUACUUGGAAUGGGUCUUUGAAACAACUCUUAACCGAAGCUGAUGCGUGGUUUGCCAGGCGCAGGAGAGAUUUUGAGGAUGACGUUGCCUUCCUGGAAUCGGAACAGGGGAAUGCAUUCCUGUCGGUGUUCACACACUUGAGAUUACAGUAUAUCAUCAGUGACUUGGCGUCAGCCAGAAUUAUUGAGAGAGAUUCCCUAAUGCCCUCAGAAUGGCUGUCCUCUGUUUACAAACAGCAGUGGCUUGCCGUGCUCAGAGCAGAACAAUCAAGGCAUGUUGGGCCUCAGGAAAUAAAUAAAGAGGAACUGGAAGGAAACAGCAUGAGGUGUGGUAGAAAACUUGCAGAGGGUGGCCAUUACUGCUGGCGGUGGACUGGGUUCAACUUUGGCUUUGACCUUCUUGUCACUUAUACAAAUGGUUACAUCAUUUUCAAGCGGAAUACGCUGGAUCAGCCGUGCAGUGGAUCAGUCAGUCUGCAGCCUCGGAGAAACAUAGCCUUCAGGUUACGUGUAACCUCUUUUGAUAGCAGCGGGAAAGUUACUUUCAGUAGAACAACAGGAUAUCAGAUUCUAACCUUUCAGAAGGACCAGGAGCAGAUAGUGAUGAAUUUGGACAGAAGCCUCCUGACCUUCCCGCUCUACAUCUUCUGUAACUUUUUGUACACAUCGCCAGAGAAGACAACCGACAGCGAGGCACUGCCAGAUAACUCAGAAACCUGAGACCUCUUUAUAUAUUAUAUAUCUAUAUAUUUUAUAUAUAUAUAUAUGGCCUUAGUAUACUCCUAUGCAUAUCUGAAAAGAUCAUCAGAAAUUGUGUAGGCCAAAACUAGUUAUCCCAUAUGUUUUUUUAAUUUCUGUUCUGCACCUGCAGACAGUAGCCAUUCCGUGGUUAAGAAAUGUUAGACUUUUUAUUUUCCUGGGUGAAAACUGAGCCAAAUGGGACAGGGGGAGUUUGUGUGAAUGACAUCUUACGAACUUUCCUGUCAGAUUCUGAGCACGCAUUGUAGGACGCGUGGUUUUUGUAGUGUCUUAUUUGUUUGUGGGUUGGUUUUUUUUUUUAAAUGACUGAUCUGUAAAUACCA
This is a messenger RNA of Phalacrocorax carbo (great cormorant), 2912 nucleotides long. The record is from RefSeq and is a predicted model, not a curated record. Lineage: Eukaryota; Metazoa; Chordata; Aves; Suliformes; Phalacrocoracidae.